AUGCCAUAUUCUGCCAUUGACUCCAAGAAUUCUAGAACCGGAGACUAUGGCAAGCAUACCAAGCAUGGAUUACAGUUCUGCGGCCGCAGGGACAGUGUGGUCAAGAAUAGGGGCUUCUUAAUCAACCUCGAAUCAGAUGUCGAGCCUGCUAUACUGUCCUUUGGCAAAGUUGACGGCGCAUCAGCCUUCAUGUCUCAUGGACAACUUGUUGCUUUUGUCACAUCCAUAUCUGUCAAAGACGGACUUCGUAAAUAUCUCGCGGGUACGGUAUCCUCGUUCUUGGUCCCCGAUAUUGUGAUUUAUUCACUGGACGAGUUCCCCACACAGACAACGGGAAUGUCGACCGACAGAGCCUAG
This is a messenger RNA of Aspergillus tanneri, 357 nucleotides long. It is a transcript of the gene NRPS5, whose product is annotated as Nonribosomal peptide synthetases (NRPS)5 single domain, non-ribosomal peptide synthase-like protein. NCBI's taxonomy places the organism in Eukaryota, Fungi, Ascomycota, Eurotiomycetes, Eurotiales, Aspergillaceae. The coding region runs from base 1 to 357 and encodes 118 amino acids. The record is from RefSeq and is a predicted model, not a curated record. The transcript is spliced from 2 exons.